CAGACGUGCGAGCGAUUCCAAUUCGAAAACGGCAUCAUUUGUGCAACGAACACAACAGCUUGCACUGUUUUCUCAGCUCUAUUUUACAUGCCGUUGUGGUUUUAGUUACGUUUUACUCGUGCGUUCUGAUAAAAAGAGAAUGAAUCCGGCCGACUUCGAUAUAGUGGCAAAGCACGUGUACACCAAUGUGGAUAGAAUCAAUCGCUACCUCGGCCAGGCAAAGAUAGGCUCCAAAUUCCUUCCGAACGGAACCACCCCGGACCCCACCGAUGAUCUGCCGGGUGCUUUGCUAGCUCUCUCGAAGGAAGAAACUGCCGAACAGGUUAAAACGGCCAACGGAUUCGAUCCACUGGAACGCCCGAAUGAGGAUGAAAUCGACACACUCUUCGAAGCGAUCCGAUCGCGUCCUUCAUCCGGCACCAACAGCAGCAGCACCACCACCACCAGCAGCAACAACAACAACGCGAAGGUUCAGCGACAAGGAUCGUGCAAAAAGGCGACAGGCGCCGCACCCCUGCAGCAAUCACGAAUCCUUAACGAAACCAAUCUCAUAGCCAACACAACGACCAACGCGAACGGCUCCUGCUCCGAUCUGACCGGACUGAUCAACAAAACGGCCAAACAACCACCGAUCGAUGUGGACGCACUGGUAGAAAAACUCCGCCAGGUGAUCGAUCUGCUCGGCACGAUCGAAAACUCCGAAAUAACGACGGUCGAUCUGGCACAGAUCCGUAACCAGUUCCGGCGCGAAUGGUCCAGCAGCGUGAAGACCUGCCGCAACGUGGACGCCUGGGUGGAGGAUUUUAAACGACAGUCGGAAGGCAGCCACGGUUCGGCAACGGUUAAGAAGGAACCACUCAUUACCAGCGAGCUGGUGAAAUCGAUGAAACAAUUACAAACGAAACUGCAUUACGCGUUGUCGGUGCGAAAGGCGGAAGUUCUGCCCGACCUGACGAAAACGCUCAGCAAGGAAGUGUUCCCGCUGUCCGAGUAUCUCGACAUGAUUGACGAAACCAUCCGACAGAAGCAGCUGUAAGAACAAACACGGAACGCUCCGGUGCUGAUAUUGUAGUCAAAGUAUUCUAAGAUAAGGUAUGUUUAACGUCGUAUGAAGCCGAUUCCUUUACCAGAUAGCUUAGCUGAGGAGAGAAACACGGGCAUAGCUUAAAUGUAAAUAGAUAUAUAUAUUUUCCUGUCAAGUACGCACGUAAAACAACAAAUAAAUUGAUUAGAAAGGUUACCCUUA
This is a messenger RNA of Anopheles arabiensis, 1246 nucleotides long. RefSeq lists its product as uncharacterized. Lineage: Eukaryota; Metazoa; Arthropoda; Insecta; Diptera; Culicidae. The transcript is spliced from 2 exons. The record is from RefSeq and is a predicted model, not a curated record. Bases 140 to 1036 code for a protein of 298 amino acids.